This is a messenger RNA of Conger conger (European conger), 1007 nucleotides long. RefSeq names its product decapping enzyme, scavenger (gene dcps). The coding region runs from base 9 to 1007 and encodes 332 amino acids. The transcript has 6 exons. Gene Ontology annotation, cellular component: P-body; nucleus. Gene Ontology annotation, biological process: deadenylation-dependent decapping of nuclear-transcribed mRNA. The record is from RefSeq and is a predicted model, not a curated record. Gene Ontology annotation, molecular function: RNA 7-methylguanosine cap binding; hydrolase activity. NCBI's taxonomy places the organism in Eukaryota, Metazoa, Chordata, Actinopteri, Anguilliformes, Congridae.
ACACAAAGAUGGCGGACUCUGGAAAACGCAAAAGUGAAGUAGCGGGUGGGGAUAAUGAAUCAAAGGAACACGGUGAGACGCAUAAAGUCAGAAAAGUUGUCGGUAAUGAGACAGGAAACGACAAUGGCUCAGCUUCAGAGUUUCUGCUGUCGGGAUUCGAAACGAUAGCAAUUCUCCGGGACUCCGCGAGGGAGAAAAACAUUUUCAUUCAUGGAAAGAUUGCUGACCAGGAGACGGUGGUCAUUUUGGAGAAGACCCCAAUCAGAGAGGAAAGCCUUCCAGAGAUUUUCAAAGAUUCUCGUCUGACGCUCGAAAUGAAGAAUGACAUCUACAGUACCUACCAGUUACGGCCUCCUCCCCACCUCAACGAGAUCAAGACCACGGUGGUGUGUCCAGCCACGGAGAAGCAUGUGAAGAAGUACCUGCGUCAGGAGACCUUCCUGCUGGAGGAGAGCGGAGAGGACUACCUGUCCAUCACCCUGCCCUUCAUCCAGAGCCAGAGCUUCAGUCUGCAGUGGGUCUACAACAUACUGGAGAAGAAGGCUGAGGUUGAGCGAGUUGUUUUUGAAGAUCCAGACCCUCAACUUGGCUUUGUCCUGCUGCCAGAUUUCAAGUGGGACCAGAAGCAGCUGGAUGACCUGUACCUGAUCGCCAUCGUGCACCGGAGAGACCUCCGCAGCCUCCGGGACCUGACCUCAGAGCACCUCCCGCUGCUCGGCAACAUCCGGACGGCCGGACAGGAGGCCAUCCGGAAGCGCUACGGGGUCGCGGCCGACAAGCUGCGCGUGUACCUGCACUACCAGCCGUCCUACUACCACCUGCACGUGCACUUCACCUCCCUGAGCUACGACGCGCCGGGCUGCGGCGUGGAGCGCGCGCACCUGCUGUCGGACGUCAUCCAGAACCUGGAGGCCCAGCCCCGGCACUACCGCGCCCGCCGCCUGUCCUUCCCCGUCAGGGCCGACGACGGCCUGCUGGCCAAGUUCAGGGAGGCGGGGAAGGCGUAG